AUGCCUACCUUUGCGGGACUGACGGCCAACGGGUAUGGCCUCGGCCCAAGUGACGCAUCGCGGGAUGUUGGGGAGAGAGGGGAAAGAGGUUACAGGCGAAGGAAGCUCGCGGCCAUGGCAGGAAACCUUUACCGCAGCGGACAGCAAGCCGUCACGGAACUUCGGGACUCGUAUGCGCAAUCCAGAGGCAGAGGCGCUGUCGACGACUUUGCCAUGGACCAGAGCACACAUAUUCCCGGCGCAUUCCCGGAUGUUGCCAUUGCCUCUCAGGGAAACGAACAGAUGGUGUUGUUUCCCUCCUACGCAAAGAGACACACCAAGGGAGACUGGACACGAAUGCCGCGAAAUCAGCCUUUGGAUCAGCCAGAAAUACGAGAUGAAGAGUGGUGGCGCCAAGAGUGGGAGAAGCACGAGGACGAGAAGGCGGUUGUCGACGUCGACGUCAGAGGCUGGAUAUACUCACCUCAUGUUGGGCCCAUGACGAGGAGGAAUCGUAUUCUUAUCGGUUUGGCACGCCAGCUGAGUGGCAUCUCGGCCCCCAAGGUGGAGCAAGCUUACGGAUCGGCCAGCGGCGAGGUCAAGACUCAGCACCAGAUACAAGACGAGAUUCGCGACGAGGAAAAAAUUGCUCGGGAGGCGGCCAUGAUCGAGAAGCGCGGACAGGAGGAGAAGCAAGUCGCGUAUGCCGGUGGCUACAGCGAGAUCCCACAAGAUCCCAACUCACUAGGCGUUGAACCGGCUUCUGGUCUUGGACGACGUGGCAACUACACUCCUGAUUCUGCGCCAUCAAGCCCCAUCAUGCCGGCUCGACAGCCAUCUAGUCUCGGCGAGCUCACUGACGCCGAGUUGGCCGUCGCAAACGCCAAUCUGAUGGCCCGCGUGGCUCCGUUCCUGACGAACCCUCUGGUAGCCAUGCCCAUCACCAUUUUCUUCUACAACGAGACCAAGUCCCAAUCGAAGACCAUCUCGACGGAUGACGCCGGCCACUUCAACAUUCGCGCAGCGCUCGAGUUCAUCCCCACGCAUGUCAGAGUGCUCGCAAACGAGAAGCUGUCAACCACGCAACAGGUCAACAUCACGGAAUCGGCAGGUGUUAGUUUGAUUAGCGACAUUGACGAUACGAUUAAACGGUCCAACAUCUCUGGCGGCACCCGGGAGAUUUUUCGCAACACGUUCGUGCGAGACCUUGGCGACAUGACCAUCGAGGGGGUCCGGGAGUGGUACGCAUACAUGCACGAGCUGGGGGUGAGCAUGCACUACUGCUCCAACAGCCCAUGGCAGUUGUUUCCCGUCUUGGCCAGUUUCUUCAAGGUUGCCGGCCUGCCCCCGGGAUCCCUCCACCUGAAGCAGUACAGUGGGAUGCUCCAGGGAAUAUUUGAACCGGUUGCAGAGCGCAAGAAGUCAACACUGAAUCGACUUGUCAAGGACUUCCCCCAUCGAAAGUUCCUUUUGGUUGGCGACAGCGGCGAGGCGGAUCUGGAAGUAUAUACAGACCUGGCUUUGGCCAACCCGGGCCGUGUUCUGGCCAUAUUCAUCCGAGACGUGACCACGCCAGAGGCAGCCGGAUACUUUGAUGCCGCGUUUGACUUGAGCCGUAGGAAAAUGUCGAGCAUGGCGCUGGACGACGGUAGGACAGGAAGCAUCAAGUCGGCAAGUCGGCAGAAUUCAGCGCCCGGUACCGUGGGCGAAUCAAGGGCAGCCUCGGGACCUGUUAUGGGAACGCUGAUUGACUUUUCUGAGGAGCCAGAGGAGGCGAAGCUGGAUGAGGCCGCGGCGCUUGCGCAAGUGAAGAUGGACAACUGGGCCGGGGGGCUGACGGCGGCUGGUACGGCCGCGCUCGCUGCCGGACGAAAGCCGGCGCCUCCUCGACCAGCAAAGCCCGCUGCGUUACGAAGCGCGCCAGCGCAAGCCAACGUGUCGAGCGUCACGGCCAAGGCUGAUAUCCCGCCGCCCAAACCAAAGCGGCCGCCGGGCCUGGGAGGCGCCGGCCUCCCGCCUCUCACGACGAUAGCAAGCGCAGGCCAAGACGAUGGUGGCCAGACCAGCGACAGCUCGUCAGCACCCGGGUCGCCGAAGCAGGACCCCGCCGCUCCUCGGCUGCCCAGACGUCCAUCUGGGCUCAAGGGUCUCAGCCCUCGUCUUUUCGGCAGAGGGGCGCCAUCCUCCAAUGCAGACGUCGACUUUGAGCCCUUGCCGCCGCCUGCUGCUGCGCCGCCGCCGCCCUCGUUUGGAUUCAGCUACUACCGAUCAGGGUCGCGGUCGGGAUCGACAACGCCAUCUGGCUCGCCCACGCUGGGCGCCCAAGGCGUGAACAAGAAGCUCGAGCUGUGGAGGAGAAGACUGGCACGCGCCCACGAGCAGCUGGAUAGCCAUGGCGUCGCGCUGUAUACGUGGCGCACGGGUCACGACGUCGUUGACGAGGCAGUGGGGAUAGUCAAGUCGGCGCAGGAGGAGGACACGAAGACGAUGCAGAGGGGCUGA
This is a messenger RNA of Metarhizium album ARSEF 1941, 2481 nucleotides long. Its product is annotated as actin patch protein. The coding region runs from base 1 to 2481 and encodes 826 amino acids. The record is from RefSeq and is a predicted model, not a curated record. The transcript has a single exon. NCBI's taxonomy places the organism in Eukaryota, Fungi, Ascomycota, Sordariomycetes, Hypocreales, Clavicipitaceae. Gene Ontology annotation, cellular component: actin cortical patch. Gene Ontology annotation, molecular function: phosphatidate phosphatase activity.